GAGGCGGCUCGGGGAGAUCGAGCAGCGAGCUGGAGCGCGGAGCGUGAGUGAGGGAGCAGAGCUGCCUGCCCGCCCGCCGCCGCCUCCCCUCCGUAAGCAGGAGCCCGGGCCGGGGCCCGGCACGCAGCCCCAGCCCCUCCGUCGUCGUCAGGCCGCGAGGGCAGCGCGCGCGAGCCAGGGGGAGGGAAAGCGAGCGAGCGAGCGCCGGGAGGAGGCGGCCGGACCGAGCGAGCGCCCGCGCGUGUGGCGUGAGGGGAAGCCGCUGCCCGCCCCCUUCGCCUUCCCUUCUCUCCCCCUCCCCGCUCCCCCCCCGACCGCGGAGCAGCACCAUGUCGGCGCCGGCGGCCAAAGUCAGUAAAAAGGAGCUCAACUCCAACCACGACGGGGCCGACGAGACCUCAGAAAAAGAACAGCAAGAAGCAAUUGAACAUAUUGAUGAAGUACAAAAUGAAAUAGACAGACUUAAUGAACAAGCCAGUGAGGAGAUUUUGAAAGUAGAACAGAAAUAUAACAAACUCCGCCAACCAUUUUUUCAGAAGAGGUCGGAAUUGAUCGCCAAAAUCCCAAAUUUUUGGGUCACAACAUUUGUUAACCAUCCACAAGUGUCUGCAUUGCUUGGGGAGGAGGAUGAAGAGGCGCUGCAUUAUUUGACAAGAGUCGAAGUGACAGAAUUUGAAGAUAUUAAAUCAGGUUACAGAAUAGAUUUUUAUUUUGAUGAAAACCCCUACUUUGAAAAUAAAGUUCUCUCCAAAGAAUUUCAUCUGAAUGAGAGUGGUGAUCCAUCUUCAAAGUCCACUGAAAUCAAAUGGAAAUCCGGAAAGGAUUUGACAAAACGUUCAAGUCAAACGCAGAAUAAAGCCAGCAGGAAGAGACAGCAUGAGGAACCAGAAAGCUUCUUCACCUGGUUUACUGAUCAUUCUGAUGCAGGUGCAGAUGAGUUAGGAGAGGUCAUCAAAGAUGAUAUUUGGCCAAAUCCAUUACAGUACUACUUGGUUCCGGACAUGGAUGAUGAGGAAGGGGAAGGAGAAGAAGAUGAUGAUGAUGAUGAAGAGGAAGAAGGAUUGGAAGAUAUUGAUGAAGAAGGGGAUGAGGAUGAAGGUGAAGAAGAUGAAGAUGAUGAUGAGGGGGAGGAAGGAGAGGAAGAUGAAGGAGAAGAUGACUAAUGGAACACUGAUGGAUUCCAACCUUCCUUUUUUAAUUUUCUCCAGUCCCUGGGAGCAAGUUGCAGUCUUUCUUUUUUUUUUUUUCUCCUUCUCCUCUUGUGCUCAGUUGCCCUGUUUUUGAGGUCUCUUUUCUCCUUUAUACCAUGGCUCACAACUUAUUUUGGAGGGAAAUACCUUGAGCAGAAUUCAGUGGGAAAAGAAUCUCUACCCCUUUCUGUUCCAGAUUCAUUUUUAUCCCUUCCUGUCUCAACAAAAACUUUAUGGAAUCAACACCACCAUGCUCUGUGGGAAAAAAGAAAAACCUUCUGCUCCCUUAGCUCUGCUGGAAGCUGGAGGGUGCUAGGCCCCUGUGUAGUAGUGCAUAGAAUUCUAGCUUUUUUCCUCCUUUCUCUGUAUAUUGGGCUCAGAGAUUACACUGUGUCUCUAUGUGAAUAUGGACAGUUAGCAUUUACCAACAUGUAUCUGUCUACUUUCUCUUGUUUAAAAAAAGAAAAAAAAAACUUAAAAAAAUGGGGUUAUAGAAGGUCAGCAAAGGGUGGGUUUGAGAUGUUUGGGUGGGUUAAGUGGGCAUUUUGACAACAUGGCUUCUCCUUUGGCAUGUUUAAUUGUGAUGUUUAACGGACAUCCUUGCAGUUUAAGAUGACACUUUUAAAAUAAAAUUCUCUCCUAAUGAUGACUUGAGCCCUGCCACUCGAUGGGAGAAUCAGCAGAACCUGUAGGAUCUUAUUUGCAAUUGACAUUCUCUAUUGUAAUUUUGUUCCUGUUUAUUUUUAAAUUUUUCUUUUUGUUUCACUGGAAAGGAAAGAUGAUGCUCAGUUUUAAACGUUAAAAGUGUACAAGUUGCUUUGUUACAAUAAAACUAAAUGUGUACACAAAGGAUUUGAUGCUUUUCUCUCAGAACAGAUAUACUUAAUAUGACUUCCCAAGUUUGACUUGUAUAAUGUUACUGUCAAACUUUGUCACCUUAACUUCGUAUUUUUUGAUAUGCACUUUGCAGGGUGACCUCAGGGCUAUGUUGAUUGAGUAAAGGGAUUUGAAUCAAUGUAUUAAUGUCUCCAUAGCUGGGAACCCAUCAUGGGUACAGUUUGACAUCAGUUUCUGAAAUUUUUCACAUCAUUUGGGGUAUCAGAUUGCUGAAAACUCAGUUCUGAAUAUGUUGUACCCUUGAUUUGUAUCUCAAAUUGGCAUUUCAAAAUAUGGGCUUUUAUUUACCUGGAUAUAAUAGUGCCUGCCACCACCAUCAGACAGACCUGGUGCUCUACUGCCGAGUUAAUACACAGGGCGAUUGUUGGCAUGUCUUCACUGGCACUGUAAAAUGUGGUCGAGAAGACAGGCUUUCAGAGUAAGAAGUCCGUAUUGGUGGUAAGAAACUCAGGUUAGGAGUACUUUUGUCUCAAAGUACCAGCUCUUUUAGCAUAUAGCUCUCAAAUGAGACCUGUCUGUGUGAAUCUGGGGGAGAUGAUGGACUCUGCUCUGUCUGCUAAAUGCCAUUGUGCAUAAAUCACAUUUUGAGAAGCUACCUAAUGCAUAAGCUUUUUAAUGCUGUAAAAUAUAGUAGCUAACAUUAAAUGCCACUUAGCUUUUUCAGAGAUGAAUUAAUGGACCGCCUGGUCAAAUUCAAAGCUUUUUGAUGUAUAAAAACUUUAUAAAUGGAACUAUUCCAUCAAUAGGCAAAGUGUAACGAAAACCUGUCUAGAUGGAUAGUAUGUAAUUUCUGCACAGGUCUCUGUAGCAAAUACAUCACUGUAUACUGGUCAGGAAUCUUGCUCCAAUAAAGGAACAUAAAGAUUU
Molecule: messenger RNA, 2954 nt
Organism: Balaenoptera ricei (Rice's whale)
Lineage: Eukaryota; Metazoa; Chordata; Mammalia; Artiodactyla; Balaenopteridae
Gene: SET
Product: SET nuclear proto-oncogene
Exons: 8
Coding region: 330-1163 (277 amino acids)
Biological process (GO): nucleosome assembly
Cellular component (GO): nucleus; chromatin
Molecular function (GO): histone binding; chromatin binding
Source: RefSeq, a predicted model, not a curated record